Messenger RNA from Penicillium cinerascens, 1845 nucleotides. Its product is annotated as tRNA adenylyltransferase. Bases 1 to 1845 code for a protein of 614 amino acids. Gene Ontology annotation, molecular function: ATP:3'-cytidine-cytidine-tRNA adenylyltransferase activity; RNA binding. The record is from RefSeq and is a predicted model, not a curated record. Gene Ontology annotation, biological process: tRNA 3'-terminal CCA addition. NCBI's taxonomy places the organism in Eukaryota, Fungi, Ascomycota, Eurotiomycetes, Eurotiales, Aspergillaceae. The transcript is spliced from 3 exons.
AUGCCCAAACUGCGCACUCUUGAGUUUAUACUUGAGGUCUGUCGCCCUUACUCCACCUUCCCACUUGCCCGCCUUCAAUCGAGACCGACCCUUCAAACACCCCUCUCCAACCCUCCCCUCCGUCCCUUCCAAGCUACCUGGCGCCCUUCCAUGCGUGGCUCUGAAUCCGAUUCGGACUUCUCAGAACGAGCGACCAAAAGGCGACGUAUUUGUACCUCCCCUCCAUGGGGUAGGUCUCAAGAAGCAAUGGAACACGCUCACCCCAAGAUCCAGCUCACGCCGAUUGAGAGUACCCUUCGAACACUCCUUCUAGACGUCGCACAAUACAUACACGAAAAGGACCAAAAUAGCAAUGGAUCGAAUCGCCCCGAGACCGUUUUGCGAUUCACCGGUGGGUGGGUUCGUGACAAGCUCCUCGGUGUUGACAGUCACGACAUCGACGUGGGGAUCAGCAAUAUGACUGGAUACCAGUUUGGCAAUCAGCUUAAAGAGUAUCUCGAUAAACCAAACAACCUCGAAAAGUACAAACAAGCUUUACCAAAUGGAGAGAAAGACUCGAUUGUAAGCCUACACAAGAUUGAGGCAAACCCGGAGAAGUCCAAGCACCUGGAAACGGUGACAACGAAGAUUUUCGGCAUGGAUAUCGAUCUGGUCAACUUGCGCAAGGAGACGUAUUCAGAAGACAGCCGGAACCCACAAAUGGAAUUCGGAACAGCGGUCGAGGACGCGGUGCGGCGAGAUGCUACAAUCAAUGCACUUUUUUACAAUCUGAACGAGUCCCGGUUGGAGGAUCUCACGCAGCGCGGUUUGGACGAUAUGAAAAAGAAGAUCAUUCGCACCCCAUUGGAACCAUACCAAACCUUCAAGGAUGAUCCCCUUCGCGUGCUUCGCUUGAUUCGGUUCGCAAGCAGGCUCGGAUACCAAAUUGAGUCGGAAACGGAAAGUGCAAUGCAAAAUGAGGAUAUCGGCGUAGCAUUGAAGCUCAAGAUCAGCAAAGAGCGUGUUUGGGCCGAAUUGGAAAAGAUGCUGCGUGGCCCUGAUCCCCGCGGUGCCCUGCAUUUUAUCGAUCGACUCGGCCUCUACCCUACCAUCUUCGCCAAUCACCGAGAUGAAGUCACUGUCGAUACUUCAACCUGGUCCAUUGCCUACAACGCGCUGGCGCGGUUCUUACACCCGCCUUCUGAGGUUGGGACAGAGAUCCAUGCCGCGACAGAGCGCCUCCGCCAGAUUCUUGUGCGUGAUGCCACCAGCGCCUACUAUGCUUGGAUUAUCGCGACAUUCGCUCCCUGGUGCUCCGUACCAAAGCGAGCAGGAAGGGACAGCAAAAAUAAGUCUUUUCCUGAACGAGCAGUCGAGGUUGCCAGAGAAAGCCUCCGUUCCGAUAACAAAACCCUCAACCUUCUCCGCGACGGCGCCGCAUACUACAGAGACAUCAUCGAUUGCAAGUCCGACCUAUUCGCAAAAAGCCCGGAAAGGCUCACCGGCACACCCGCAGAGAUCCGAAAGAAAGUCGGAUUGCAAAUUCGGACUUGGGGCAAGGAUUGGAAGCUGUGUUCAGUCUUGGCCAUGCUCCAAGAAGUCAUGCAAGGGCGCGACUUCGCUGAAGUGGUCCAAGAGUACGACCGGUUCCUUGCGUAUAUUGUAGAAAUGGGCCUAGAAGAUGUAUAUGAGCUGAAGCCCAUUGUAAACGGGAGCGACGUCAUGAAGAGCCUGGGCGCAAAUAAGGGGCCCUGGAUGAGCAGGGCGACUACGAUGGUCAUUGAAUGGCAGUUGCUGCACCCCGACACGACCCAAGAGAUGGCGUUGGAGAUGCUUUCGUCGCGUCGCGCAGAGUUGGGGUUGUGA